UGCAUUCGUACAUUUGGACACUGGUGGACAACACGGACAGACUGGUCAGAGCUUCACCACACUAGCAACCCUAUCACGGUGGAACCUUUCCCAGGCAAUCAUUGGUGUUAAUAGCCUACAGGUAUUCUGAAGAAUUUUUAAAGUCAUGGCAGAACAACAGAACAGUAUUAAGUCAGUCUGUGACGAGCAAAAAGCGCCGUCCUUCGACGACAUCAUCUGCGCUGUCGGCGAAUUCGGCACCUUUCAGAAGCUCGUGUUUGCCAUAGUGCCGCUGAUAGGCGUGAUCCACGGGGCCAACGCCUUAGCUCAGGUGUUCUAUGCCGGAGAGGCCGAGCACUGGUGCCUCGUGGCCCCCUGGGACGACGCCAACUGCACGAGCACAACCUCUCCUGGCGAUUGGGAGUGUCUCCUCGAGAAACGGGACGCCUCCAUCCCGUACAACUCGACAACGAAGGCGUUCGAUAGCUGUAAAAUGUACAAUGUGACGGGCGUUGACUUCAGUGAAAAACUGAGCUACCUGGACUUUGAUAACACCAGCACUGUCAAAUGCUCAGAGAAAGAUGGGUGGGUUUACGACACCCGGCAGUACCAGAAAACCAUCAUAAAUGAGUUUGAUCUGGUUUGCGACAGUAAAGCUACAGUAAGCUUGGCGCAAUCGAUUUACUUCGCAGGGUUUCUGGUCGGCUCGUUAGUGUUCGGCUCGAUGGCAGACUGGCUUGGUCGCAAACCGGCUAUCUACCUAGCGUCCACGUUGAUGCUGUGUGCGUCCGUUGGUAACGUCUUCUCACCCAGCGUGGUGGUUUACAUUAUCCUGAGGUUCUUCCUGGGAGCCGGCGCCAUUGGGGCGUUUCUCGUCUGCUUUGUCCACACCACCGAGUUUUUAGGCCCCAGCAGACGGGUCGGUGUCGGCAUUUUCAUCCAGGGAUUCUUUACUACGGGUCUGCUGCUCACUUCGUUCUGCGCCUAUUUCAUUCGCUCCUGGCGGGGACUACAGCUCUGCAUUGGCGUUCCUACCAUCCUGUACUUUCUCCUGUACUUUUUCAUCCCAGAGUCAGCCCGUUGGCAGAUGUCCAAAGGGAAAUACAAACAGGCCGAGAAGACGUUGAGGAAAGUAGCGGCCAGAAACAAGAAGGAAUUUCCCGAGGAAAUGUUUACUUCAUGUGAAAUCAUCGGUGCUGCAAAGCAGGAGAACGAAGGGCAGCAAACGUUCGUCGCACUCUUUCGCACUCCGAACAUGUGCAUCAAAACAUUGAACCUCAUGUUCUACUGGUUUGUUGUCAACAUUGUGUAUUAUGGCCUUGGCCUAAGCACAUCUAACCUAGGCGUAGAUGACUACCUAGCCGCAGCCAUUGCGGCCCUUGUCGAGUUCCCCAGCUUCAUCUUUAGUGUCAUCUCGUUGCAGUAUUUGGGCCGGCGCAUCAACCUGAGCAGCACCAUGGUGGUUGGGGGCGUGGCUUGUAUCAUCUCUGCAUUUCUCGAGGAGGGCGUGGCGAGGACGGCAAUCGCCAUGGUCGGCAAGUUUUGCAUCAGCGCGUCGUUCGCCAUUAUCUACGUCGUGUCUGGAGAAAUCUUUCCUACGCCGGUCAGGAGUGCCGGUAUGGGAGUGGCUUCCAUGUCGUCCCGUAUUUCAGGCAUCAUCGCCCCGUUCAUCGUCGAGCUGAGGUUGGUAUGGGAACCCCUCCCGUUCUUGUUGUUUGGAGUUCUGUCCAUUGCGGCCGGCCUACUGUCACUGCUUCUCCCGGAGACAAACAACAAGAAACUCCCUGAGACGGUUGAAGAAGGGGAAGCCUUCGGAAAACCGAAGUGCUUGGGAGGCAGCGAAGAUGAUGUUGAUGUUGCCAUAGUAACCGUUGGCAUGGUGGAGUUGGACACCGAGGCAGGGCUGGACAAUGCGACUUUCGAGGAGAAAGGGUGCCAGACCUACAAGUCGAGCUUUAAGCCAGCAAAAUAGUCUGAUACCAUACCGUUGAAAACGGAGACUUAUAUCUUAGACUCAUACCGUCGAUUGGUGAUUCAGAUUUUAUGGAGUUGUUGCGCAGAGAUUAGAUGUUGACUGAAGAGUAAAACAAACUCAAGAUACAAAAGAUUCCUGUUAUAAGGCAAGACAAACUCAUCAUUUAAAUAUUUAAUUUCAAGAUGGCUUCCAAUGUAAGCAUUAUUUUAUGUUUUUUUAAUCAGGCAAUUUUGAAGAGAAGAUGCUUAAUUGCUGUACACAUUUUUGUAAAGCCAUAAUAAUAAUAAAUAAUAAUAAUAA
Patiria miniata (bat star) is the source of this 2254-nucleotide messenger RNA. RefSeq names its product organic cation transporter protein-like. The transcript is spliced from 11 exons. The coding region runs from base 146 to 1951 and encodes 601 amino acids. The record is from RefSeq and is a predicted model, not a curated record. Gene Ontology annotation, cellular component: membrane. Gene Ontology annotation, molecular function: transmembrane transporter activity. NCBI's taxonomy places the organism in Eukaryota, Metazoa, Echinodermata, Asteroidea, Valvatida, Asterinidae. Gene Ontology annotation, biological process: transmembrane transport.